AUGGGAGGUGCGUCUACUACCGCGGCGCAACAACAGCUGCACGAACAGCACGAUCCCCAUCAUCAGCAACAGCUACAGCUACAGCAGCAGCAGCAGCAAACCCCUCAGCAGACACUCGGCAUGGCGCUUGGACAAAGUAACACCCAGGCAUUAGCGUUAUCUCCAUCAUCCAGCUCGUACUACAGCAGCUGCUGUUCGGAUAUGGCGGCGGCUGCCCUGUCCUCACUGAUGGCCAGUACCAGCCAGUUCACACAGUUCCAAAACACGCUCAACUUUGUUAGCGGUGGUGCGAUUGUGGCGGGAAAUGCGGCCAGUAGCAGCAGUAGCCAUAUUAGUACGGGCAGUGCUGCCAGCGUUAGUAGCUCCCGCAGUGGAGCUAGUACUGGUGGUGUUGAAACGCACACGUCCGGUACGAACAGUGCGGGUCACAGUGCUGGAGCGGCCGGUAGCGGUAGUGAUAGUACGGCUAGCUGUACUACAACGAUGGAUGGCAAUGAGGACACUGCCAGUGGUGCUGGUGCCGGUCAUGUAAAUAGCUUCGACAGUACACUGGCAGCACUGGCCGGUGCAUCGACAUCACAGACUGCUGACCACGUGGCCGUGGACGAAACGACACAGCGCAAGAUACGAUCCCACCCACCAGAUCUGCCGGCCAUCCUGAUGGGAGCCAGUCACGUCGCUAACCUUCAUCUGAUCGAUGAGAUCGAUCGUAGGGGUGCCGACUCAGACAGUAGCAAUGGGCAGCAACUUCGUCACCAUGAGGACACGAACGUUUCCGUCGUCGAUGAUGAGACGGCAUGA
This is a messenger RNA of Anopheles funestus (African malaria mosquito), 801 nucleotides long. RefSeq names its product protein roadkill-like. The coding region runs from base 1 to 801 and encodes 266 amino acids. NCBI's taxonomy places the organism in Eukaryota, Metazoa, Arthropoda, Insecta, Diptera, Culicidae. The transcript is spliced from 2 exons. The record is from RefSeq and is a predicted model, not a curated record.